This is a messenger RNA of Ochlerotatus camptorhynchus, 1824 nucleotides long. RefSeq names its product autotransporter adhesin BpaC-like. Bases 1 to 1824 code for a protein of 607 amino acids. Gene Ontology annotation, molecular function: chitin binding. The record is from RefSeq and is a predicted model, not a curated record. Lineage: Eukaryota; Metazoa; Arthropoda; Insecta; Diptera; Culicidae. The transcript has 2 exons. Gene Ontology annotation, cellular component: extracellular region.
AUGUCCCGAAUAGUGCUGCUGUCAAUUGCAUUGCCUUUUCUGUGUUGCUUGCUUCCAGCGGUCCAGGCUGAUGAGGCGGAGUUCGUCCAAGGAAUACUGCGUGCAGCCGAUACGCCUGUGUACAUUGCAAAGCCAUGCGAUGGGACAAUACUUACUACAUGCCAGUCCUGUGACACGAUCCAAAUUUGUCUUGGUGGCUCGUUUAACAACUUGAACCUCAACCGGGUGUGUCCAUCGUCAACUCCGUACUGCGUUCAGGGUGCUUCCCAAACCGGUGCCGCUUGUCAGUCAUCUCCGGACAGUCAGUGUGGUGUGUCAUCGACAAACGGAUUCACCUGCACUGGCGUUGGCUUCUUCCCGGAUCCAACUUCUUGCCAGUCGUAUCACUACUGUGAACAGGAAGGUCAGGUAGGGGACACCUACGAUUGCCCCGUGGGAUACCAAUACAACAGCCGUAGUCAGCAAUGUACUCGAUUCGGUUUAAGACGCUGCCAAACAAUCACAUGUGACCCCACCAGCCAAAAGGUGUUCAUUCCGUACCCGAUGGAUGAUUCGUACUAUGUUUACUGUCAGUAUGAUUAUAGUACUGCAGUUCCCACGUUCCAGAAGGCCUUCAUGCUAUCCUGUGGAAAAGGAUCCACGUUUAAUGCCCAAAAAGAAGUGUGCACAUUCCAAUGCAGAAGAGUUGGAUUCUUCGUAAAUACGGCAAACCCCAAUCAGUACUUUUCGUGCUACCGUCAAGGAUUUCGAUGGAUGGUAUCGGUGAAUACCUGUUCCAAUCCGAAUUACAUGUUUGAUGAAAAGCUAAUGAGGUGCAUAAAUAAUCCGAAUGCGGUUACAACUACCAUGAGCCCAACGACGGUGCUUCCUGACACGACAACGGUAGCUGGUGAAACGACAACUGUAGCUGGUGAAACGACAACUGUAGCUGGUGAAACGACAACUGUAGCUGGUGAAACGACAACUGUAGCUGGUGAAACGACAACUGUAGCUGGUGAAACGACAACUGUAGCUGGUGCAACAACGACUUUGACUCCGGACACGACAACUGUAGCUGGUGCAACGACAACUUUGGCUCCGGACACGACAACUGUAGCUGGUGCAACAACGACUUUGGCUCCGGACACGACAACUGUAGCUGGUGCAACAACAACUGUAGCUGGUGCAACGACAACUGUAGCUGGUGCAACGACAACUGUAGCUGGUGAAACGACAACUGUAGCUUGUGCAACGACAACUAUAGCCGGUACAACGACAACUGUAGCUGGUGAAACGACAACUGUAGCCGGUGCAUCGACAACUGUAGCUGGUGAAACGACUACUGUAGCUGGUGAAACGACAACUGUAGCUGGUGAAACGACAAGUGUAGCUGGUGAAACGACCACUGUAUCUGGUGAAACGACAACUGUAGCUGGUGCAACGACAACUGAAACUGGUGAAACGACAACUGUAGCUGGUGCAACGACAACUAUAGCUGGUGAAACGACAACUGUAGCUGGUGCAACGACAACUGUAGCUGGUGAAACAACAACUGUAGCUGGUGCAACGACAACUGUAGCUGGUGCAACGACAACUGUAGCUGGUGAAACGACAACUGUAGUUGGUGCAACGACAACUAUAGCUGGUGAAACGACAACUGUAGCUGGUGCAUCGACAACUGUAGCUGGUGAAACGACAACUGUAGCCGGUGCAUCGACAACUGUAGCUGGAGAAACGACAACUUUGGGAAUUGCAAGGUUGGCUGAUUCGUCAGUAGUUGUGAAAACGAACUGUUUGAAAUUUCUCAGAGAUCUGAUGCGCAGAAACAACAUUCUGGACGACUGA